UUAUUUUUAAAAACGAAAAAGUAAAAUAAAUAAUUUAAACCAUUAAUAUAAAAAAAUGUAUCAGAUUUUUUUCCGACGUCAGCAAGGAGUCAAAUUUUAAUGUAUGGCUGAUUCGAUGAAAGAAUAAAAAUAAGGCUACAUUUUCAAAUCACAGUUUUCAAGGAAAAGUAAAAUAAAUUCUUUAGGUCUAGUUUUUUCUUUCUUUCUGCAUGCACCUGGCAGGUUGGUGAUACAAAGAUUAUUCUUCAGAAAACGCAAUUCGCUUGCUCGUGUUUUUGUAAACUACAGCAGCUUUAGUUAGUCUUGACAAAAAUGCAUUAUUGUUCUUUACUUUUUAUACUUGCAUUCGUGGGACUUUUGCCUAAAAACUGUUCGAACUCCUCUCUUCCAAACAUCAUUCUUUUAUUCGCUGAUGAUUUGGGUUUUGGUGACUUAGGCUGCUAUGGACAUCCAAGUUCAAAGACGCCGAACCUGGAUAAAUUAGCAGCGCACGGUCUGCGAUUCACUGACUUCUAUAGCACCAGUCCAGUCUGUAGCCCUUCGAGGGCAUCCCUCUUGACGGGUCGGUACCAGACGCGAUCUGGAAUCUAUCCGGGUGUCUUUUAUCCUGGGUCAAAAGGAGGGCUUCCUCUGAAUGAGACCACCAUUGCAGAGGUUCUGAAGCCUCUGGGAUAUACUACAGCCAUAGUUGGAAAGUGGCACCUGGGCUUAGGGCCCAAUAGAACCUUCCUGCCUAUCCACCAGGGCUUUGACCAUUUCUUGGGUGUGCCUUACUCCCAUGACCAGGGUCCUUGCCAGAACCUGACUUGCUUCCCUCCGGACAUCAAGUGUUAUGGGAAGUGUGACCAGGGUGUGGUGUACCUGCCUCUGUUUUUAAAUGACACAAUCAAGCAGCAGCCUGUCCACUUCCCCGAUCUUGUGGCAUUUUACAAUAAAUUUGCCACGGAAUUCAUCUCGACUUCACUCAAAAGAGAGCAGCCAUUCUUCCUUUAUUAUGCUUCUCAUCACACCCACUAUCCCCAGUUUGCCGGUGAGGGUGCAACAGGGAAGUCCCUGCGAGGGCCCUUUGGAGACGCUCUGCUGGAGUUUGAUCAAACAGUAGGAGCACUCAUGACAGCUCUAGAAGUCAAUGGUGCCCAGAACAACACCUUUGUGUUCUUUACCAGUGACAAUGGGCCUGAGCUAAUGCGAAUGUCCCGUGGUGGGAAUUCAGGCCUCCUGAAGUGUGGGAAGGGGACCACCUACGAGGGAGGAAUGAGAGAGCCAGCUAUUGCACACUGGCCUGGGAAGAUCCAAGCAGGAGUGACACAUGAGCUGGGAAGCACUCUGGACCUUCUCCCAACCAUCGCCGGCCUUGUGCAGGCAAAGCUCCCAAAGGUACAGCUUGAUGGAUAUGACAUGAGGGACAUCCUCUUCAAGCAUAGAAAGAGUAGGAGAGAAGUCAUGUUUUACUACCCCACAGAUCCCAGUGAGAAUCUUGGCGUUUUUGCUGUGCGGCUUAGGAAGUAUAAGGCACAUUACUACACACGGGGUGCUUCUCACAGUGAUACAACUCCUGAUCAGGCCUGCCAUUUAAAUGCGUUUCUGACACGUCAUGAUCCACCACUGCUCUUUGACCUUGAGUCAGACCCAUCUGAGAACUACAGCCUUGGGCCCAGCCAUCCUGAUUAUAAAGAUGUCCUUCAGGAAAUACAAGCUAGAAAGGAGGAAUUUGAGAAGACAAUGGUGUUUGGGGAAAGCCAGAUAGGGAUGGGGUCUGACCCUGAGCUGCAGCCCUGCUGUAACCCGCAGUGUAUCCCAAAGCCUUCAUGCUGUGCUUGCAGUUAGCAGCAAGUGAAAUUACAAAUGUGGACACUUCCUGUUUUUUCAGCCUCCCGCAGAAUAUGGUUACUGGAAUCAUUAAAAUACUCUGUCUUUACCUGCUGACCUGGAACACUUUUUAUACUGUAUGUCUUCGUAAAAUCCAGUUAAUGAAUGUUUAAAUAAAAAAAAAUGGUUGUUUUUUAUCUUUAAUAUUAAACAAUAAUUUAAAUAUAAUCUGCAGGAAUUACAUUUGAAAAUAACAUGAUUUUGUUAACUGCUAUUAUUGUCGUGCCAGGAAUUUCUCAUCUUCUGUCAUAAUCUAGCUUCAAUAAAUGAUGCUGAAAGCAGAUCAGGACAUGCUGUAAAUGUCAUACUAACUAAAGUAUAAAAAAGCACAGUUGCACAAGCUUAAUUCAAAAUAAAUUACAACCAAAUUAUCCAAAUGAUUAAUUAUCAAUUAGCCAAUGUAUCAGCCAAAUGAAUAAAAGGGUAAAUUAAAACACAAGAAAGGCUUGUAAGAAACCAGGGCAUUCAUAUUUUUGUGUAUAUAUACAGUAUAAAGAACAUACACAAUGCUAGUGGUGGUUUUGGGUCUUUGAAGACUCUGUAACUUGGUUGUAAAAUUUGAAAAAGCCUGCAAUAAAGUGUCCUGCACUUGC
Molecule: messenger RNA, 2462 nt
Organism: Lepisosteus oculatus (spotted gar)
Lineage: Eukaryota; Metazoa; Chordata; Actinopteri; Semionotiformes; Lepisosteidae
Gene: arsa
Product: arylsulfatase A
Molecular function (GO): arylsulfatase activity
Source: RefSeq, a predicted model, not a curated record